This is a messenger RNA of Haliotis rubra (blacklip abalone), 1908 nucleotides long. RefSeq names its product actin-85C-like. The record is from RefSeq and is a predicted model, not a curated record. The transcript has 2 exons. Lineage: Eukaryota; Metazoa; Mollusca; Gastropoda; Lepetellida; Haliotidae. The coding region runs from base 67 to 1200 and encodes 377 amino acids.
AUGUGGCUGCACACAUCCACACCAAGGCAGACCUAGAAGUUCGUCCUGGCGAGAAGCAAGGGUACGAUGACCAACUACUUGGAUAUAGGGGCGCUCGUAUUAGACAAUGGGUCCGGUAUGUGCAAGGCCGGGUUUGCAGGGGAUGACGCCCCAAGAGCAGUGUUUGCUUCUGUUAUCGGGAGACCCAGACAUAAGGGAGUUAUGGUGGGGAUGGGACAACGAGACUGCUACGUGGGUGACGAGGCUCAGUCCAAACGUGGCAUCCUCACUCUGCGGUACCCCAUAGAACACGGCAUCGUCACCAACUGGGACGACAUGGAGAAAAUCUGGCACCACACCUUCUACAACGAGCUCCGGGUAGCACCGGAACAGCACCCAGUCCUAGUUACGGAGGCGCCCCUGAAUCCUAAAAGCAAUCGAGAAAAGAUGGCACAGAUAAUGUUCGAAGGCUUUAACACCCCUGCCUUCUUUGUAUCUGUUCAGGCCGUUUUGUCCCUGUAUGCUUCUGGAAGAACCACGGGCAUAGUUCUAGAUUCCGGGGACGGGGUGACCCACACAGUACCAAUAUACGAGGGUUACUCAAUGCCUCACGCCAUAUUGAGGAUCGAUCUAGCGGGAAGAGACCUCACAGACUAUCUUGUAAAGCUCUUGGCAGAGCGAGGGUACUCCUUCACAACAACUGCCGAGCGAGAAAUCGUUCGCGAUGUAAAGGAAAAAUUAUGUUUUGUUACCAAUGACUUUGAUAGAGACUUUAAAGCGUGUUCCUCCAACGCUGAUAUGGAGAGAUCCUAUGAGCUUCCGGACGGCCAGGUAAUACGUAUUGACAACGAGAGGUUCAGAUGCCCAGAACCGCUGUUCCAGCCAGCCUUGGUGGGCAUGGAGACACCAGGUGUUCACGAGUAUAUCUAUAACUCAAUUCAGAAAUGUGACGUUGAUAUCAGGAAAGAUCUCUAUUGCAACAUAGUAAUUUCGGGGGGAUCCACCAUGUUCCCGGGGAUCACUUCCCGGAUCACGCGAGAGGUCGCCGACCUGGCCCCACCAGUCAUCAGGGUCAAGGUCAUUGCUCAGCCAGAACGGAAGUACGCCGUGUGGAUUGGAGGCUCAAUCCUUGCAUCCCUAUCAACCUUCCAACAAAUGUGGAUCAGCAAGCAGGAUUACAUCGACUGUGGACCAAAUAUCAUUCAUAGGAAAUGUUUUUAAGAAUCUGUGUUCACACAGUGCAUAUGACAGUGCUUAUGGUAUAAUCAUUUAUAAACGUCGGCUAAUUAUGUCGCCUAUGCACGUGCAUACAUAAUUUAAAGAUUGUAUGGCAUUCCGCUGUCUUCAGUGUUGUUGAGGUAACCAAGUACAGAGCCAUGUCUGACUUCUCCCACUGGUAUAUGAAGUCCAUAGUAUAAAGAACCAACGCGCUUGAUAACAGGCUUAAAUGUUGAUAAUCAGGAAAACGUGACUCAAUCUACGUAACGCGUAAGCCUGUCCUGGCCCAAUUUGCAGUUUAUAUGUAAGACAAACGUUUGCUAAUCUAAGCAUGUUGUUCGACAAUGAGCUUAUAGAUUGUAUGGAUAUAAUGACAGUAUCGAUAUUAAAUGAAACCGAUGAAGGCAUGGUUAAAGAGCGAUCAUAUCGGUGUCUUGGUAAGGCUGUGGUGGAGAUUCAUGUCGCUCCCUCCUAAACCUCGCUGAUAUAUAAAGUAAGCUGAAAGUAAAUGUUGAUUAAGUUUCUUAUUCCCAGGUUAACGUAUACUCUUUUCGGCCACCUUGUCCAGGUAUGUGUUAAAUGAUACAAGUAACCCCUGGAUUAAGCAGUUUGUCAUUUUAUCUGAUAAGAGAGACAUAAUAAGCUGGACAGUGAUUAUGUACACACGUUUUUCUCUACUGAAAUUAAGUGCAAUAAAAAUAUGUCAAUUCC